CGCCGUUCUUCCGUCGGCCAUUUUAGGUGGUCCGCGGCGGCGCCAUUAAAGCGAGGAGAAGGCAAGAGCGUCCGCCGCUGCUUCUUAUUCCUUUUUAGCGCAGCCGGAGAGAGCGGGAGUGUGCCGCGCAAGAGUGGGAGGCGAAGGAAGCAGGCCAGGGAGAAGCGCAGGAGCUUUUGCAGCCACGCGCGCGCCUUCUCUGUCUUGUGUGCUUCGCGAGGUACAGCGAGCGCGCGGCAGCGGCGGCGAUUACUUUGCUGCUAGUUUCGGCUCGCGGCAGCGGCGGGUGUAGUCUCGGCGGCAGGAGAGGCAGUAGCACUAUGUCGGAGGAGCAGUUCGGUGGGGACGGGGUGGCGGCGGCGGCAACGGCGGCGGUAGGCGGCUCGGCGGGCGAGCAGGAGGGAGCCAUGGUGGCGGCGGCGCAGGGGACAGCGGCGGCGGCGGGAAGCGGAACCGGGACCGGGGGCGGAACCGCAGCGGGAGGCACCGAAGGGGGCAGCGCCGAGUCAGAGGGGGCGAAGAUCGAUGCCAGUAAGAAUGAAGAGGAUGAAGGCCAUUCAAACUCCUCCCCACGACACACUGAAGCAGCGACGGCACAGCGGGAAGAAUGGAAAAUGUUUAUAGGAGGCCUUAGCUGGGACACUACGAAGAAAGAUCUGAAGGACUACUUCUCCAAAUUUGGUGAAGUUGUAGACUGCACUCUGAAGUUAGAUCCUAUCACAGGGCGAUCAAGGGGUUUUGGCUUUGUGCUAUUUAAAGAGUCGGAGAGUGUAGAUAAGGUCAUGGAUCAAAAAGAACAUAAAUUGAAUGGGAAAGUGAUUGAUCCUAAAAGGGCCAAAGCCAUGAAAACAAAAGAGCCUGUUAAAAAAAUUUUUGUUGGUGGCCUUUCUCCAGAUACACCUGAAGAGAAAAUAAGGGAGUACUUUGGUGGUUUUGGUGAGGUGGAAUCCAUAGAGCUCCCCAUGGACAACAAGACCAAUAAGAGGCGUGGAUUCUGCUUUAUUACUUUUAAGGAAGAGGAGCCAGUGAAGAAGAUAAUGGAAAAGAAAUAUCACAAUGUUGGUCUUAGUAAAUGUGAAAUAAAAGUAGCCAUGUCGAAGGAACAGUAUCAGCAACAGCAACAGUGGGGAUCUAGAGGAGGAUUUGCAGGAAGAGCUCGUGGAAGAGGUGGUGGCCCCAGUCAAAACUGGAACCAGGGAUAUAGUAACUAUUGGAAUCAAGGCUAUGGCAACUAUGGAUAUAACAGCCAAGGUUACGGUGGUUAUGGAGGAUAUGACUACACUGGUUACAACAACUACUAUGGAUAUGGUGAUUAUAGCAACCAGCAGAGUGGUUAUGGGAAAGUAUCCAGGCGAGGUGGUCAUCAAAAUAGCUACAAACCAUACUAAAUUAUUCCGUUUGCAACUUAUCCCCAACAGGUGGUGAAGCAGUAUUUUCCAAUUUGAAGAUUCAUUUGAGGGUGGCUCCUGCCACCUGCUAAUAGCAGUUCAAAUUAAAUUUUUUGUAUCAAGUCCCCGAAUGGAAGUAUGACGUUGGGUCCCUCUGAAGUUUAAUUCUGAGUUUUCAUUAAAAGAAAUUUGCUUUCAUUGUUUUAUUUCUUAAUUGCUAUGCUUCAGAAUCAAUUUGUGUUUUAUGCCCCUUCCCCCAGUAUUGUAGAGCAAGUCUUGUGUUAAAAGCCCAGUGUGACAGUGUCAUGAUGUAGUAGUGUCUUACUGUUUUUUAAUAAAUCCUUUUGUAUAAAAAUGUAUUGGCUCUUUUAUCAGAAUAGGAAAAAUUGAGGAGUAUUAAAAAUGCCAUGCAUUCAAGUUAGAAGGCUAAAUUUGGAAAAUAGCAAACCCUGUCAAAAUCGAGAACACAGUUAAAAUUGCAGUAAAAUUUUAAAUGUUUUUUUUUCUUUUGCAAAGUCAGAUUUAUGCCACAUGUGACCUCCCUGUCCAAAUUUGAAAUGACUUAAUGUGGUCAGUUUGUCAGAUAUUCUGGUAACACUUCCCUUUAUGUAGCCACUUAAGAUUUAUAUGAAUACUUUUCCUAAUUCCCAUUUUUCGCUUAAUCUGUAUUGUGCUUUUAGAACAAAUCUGGAUAAAUUGCAACCCUUUGCACAAAUAGUUAAUUUUUUGUGCUUCCGUUAAAUAAAAAAAUAAGGAGUUUAAAUCCGUUGAUCAUAAUAUAAAUGCAGCUAUUUCAGAGUGAUUUUGUAGAGCUUUGGUGAAUUUAUGCUCCGUAGAUAUUCAAGUGUUGAGGGAAUUAAUUUUCUUGAGUGAGGAUUAAACAAAUGUAUACUGUUUUCUAUAUAUGUGUGUGUGCUUAUUCAUUUCAAUGAUUUUAUUUCCCGUUAAAGUCUUAGUUUUUUGGGUUAGAACCUUCAAAUAUCCAGAGUGGGACUUGAAGACCUAGAAUUUUUGAGUUCUAAGAAGGUGUAGCCAAGAGUCUAGUUGAUAGCUUCAGAAUUAGGUUGGAAUAGUUUCGUUUUCCAUCAUUUGUAAGAUGUAGAAGUCAAUAACCUUCAAGUUGGAAGAUUCUUGGCAUUUAUUGUUAGCAUUCAGGGAAGUGAUAACCUUCAACUUGGAAAAUCAUUUGUAGUUAUUACUCAAGUGAAUGCUAAAAUAUAUUCAACCCUGAGUGGUAAUUUAAGACGCUAUUUAGUUUUUCAAGUCAGACUAUUGAAAAUGGUCUAGAAAUGUAAUGUUAAAAUGAGAAAUGGUCUAAUUUUAGAGUGAAAUGAUAAAAAUAAUUUUGCAUUUUUGGAGUUGAAUUAUGCCUGUCAAGAAUAUGACCUUCAACUAGUCAAGUGGCUCAAUGAGCAAAAUUAAGUGUUCCUAAAAUAAGCUAAAUUUUUAUGACACUUCACUUGGGCCUGCAGCCUGUUUUUGUUGAAGAAAAGUACAGGGCACAGUUAAAUACUCAUUUGGUUAUGUAUUGUGUAUGGCUGUUUUUCACUACAACAAGUAGUUAAGUAAGAUAGAGGCCCCUAGCACCUGCACAACUUAAAAUCUGGCCCUUUGCAGAAAAAGUUUGCCGACUUAGUUUGUUUUUGGAUUAUUUAGCUGUAAUGUCUUAGUAACACUAUAAUUUAUAAAUAUACCACAUCUGAAACUCUGAAAAGGGAGUUAAAACAGUGCUUUUAAGAUGAGGUUUGUUUGCUUGCAGUGGCUAACACAAAACUGCCAGAUUAAUUUUGAUUUUCACUGUAGUGCUAGGAUGUUUAUCAGAUACUGGCUUGGUUGAGUAUUAGCAGAAAACAAGGAGAAACUAAGUAAAACUACUUGGAUUUAAUUUUUUGCCUCCAGUAAUUUUGUCUCAGACAGACUAGAAAUAAGGCCUGGUGAUCUAACACUCACCUCCGAAAAAAAUAAAAAGCUAGUGAAAACUGUAUCCCAACAGUCUGAUCCCUUGUGCAUGGUGUCCUCAUGAGUCAAGGCUGACUCAAAGGCUAACAAUAACUUAAUGUUGAAAAUUUUGAGGUGAUUAAUUUCUACCUUUGACUUAAUGAAAGUUGUACAUAGAGUUGGAGAAAAACUAAUGAUUUUUACAGUAUUUGCUUCCAUAUAUCUCACAUUCUCAGAUCCACUUCUGUCAUCUCUUGACGUCGAUUUUUUUCUGUACGAAUUAUUUCCAGUCUUACACAGAAUUGAAAAAUUCUCCAUAAAGAAUCUAUUUGAUAAUUACCAACUUCAUAGUUCUGAUUGCCCUCAAGUACUGCUGAGUGGUAGUUGAGGUGGUGGCAUUAUUCUUUGCCUUUCAAAUUAGUUCCUGUUUUCUGAAUCCUCAUUUUCUGGGGUUCUGGUGCAGUACAUCUUCCAGUAGCUUUGAGACCUUUGUGUCUAAAAAGGUCUAAUCUACCCACUAACUGGAUUAGUUUGGCUAGCUACAGACUUCUAGGUUGCAAGUGACUCAAAACACUUAACAGUGUUGGAGUGAAGACGCUGGAUGUUAUUCUGGUUCUUGAUAUUUCGUAUGAAAUCUUUUUGCGCUGAAAUCCCUUAAGGUUUUCUGUUUAUUGCCAGUGUUCUGAAAUUUUAUGACUUUGGUUGGGUUUAUUUCAUCCAUUGUGCUGGGCAUCAGAGGAUCCUGUCCUGUAAACUUGCUUUUCAAUUCUGGGGAAUGUUACUGAAUAAUCCCCCCAUUCCUUCCUGACCAUACUAAUCUUCCUGUUCUCGGGAAUUCCUGUUAUUUGGGUGCAAGGCCUGGACAUCUUUUUUUCACCCCAGUCUCUUUGAUCUGCUUUUUUAGGACAUUUAUACAACUUUUAGCCUUUUAAAAAAUGUUUUAAAUGCAAUUUGUCUCUAAUUUCUAGUAGUC
This is a messenger RNA of Trichechus manatus latirostris (Florida manatee), 4299 nucleotides long. It is a transcript of the gene HNRNPD, whose product is annotated as heterogeneous nuclear ribonucleoprotein D. Gene Ontology annotation, biological process: regulation of gene expression. Lineage: Eukaryota; Metazoa; Chordata; Mammalia; Sirenia; Trichechidae. Gene Ontology annotation, cellular component: chromatin; nucleoplasm. Bases 321 to 1388 code for a protein of 355 amino acids. The transcript has 9 exons. Gene Ontology annotation, molecular function: RNA binding. The record is from RefSeq and is a predicted model, not a curated record.